AUGACUAGCAAUAGUACUAGUAUUAGUAGCAGUGCAAGACGCGAAAAUUUCUGCAAUUUACAACCCACCGAAAUUCCAAGACCUCGGAUAUCUGGUCUUGAAUUCAUUCCAACCCGAGGACGUCUUGGCUUCUAUAAAUGUGUUAAAAAUUCGCUGCCUGCUACUCCUCGUCGACCGGUGUUGUCUGAGGAUGUGUUCACGAUUCCAGCACCAGAUUAUGAUGAUCCACCGAAUGUUCCGCAAUCCCCAUCAAAAGACAACUGUUCUAGUGCUAAAUCCCAUCCACAUCUCAGUUCAACUCCAUCACAUCAAGGUUGCAAUGAGCGGAAUAAGACAAAAGGGAAUGCGGCAAUUAACGUAGGUCAACAACAUAACCAUCAACACAAAAAGGACUCGAAAUUCAAAGAGAAAUCCACAAAAUUGUAA
Messenger RNA from Anisakis simplex (herring worm), 426 nucleotides. The record is from the annotation of a GenBank genome assembly. NCBI's taxonomy places the organism in Eukaryota, Metazoa, Nematoda, Chromadorea, Rhabditida, Anisakidae.